AUACAGGUCGUUUGGGACGCCGUGUCUUGUUACAGUCGACGGACGAAGACCGCUGCGUCAUUCCAGCUAUUUUUUCUUCCGUUUUGUUUCCGCAGAGCGAUCUCCUAUUCAGCUGUUGUAUAUUUGAGUAUGGGUCAGAGUGAUUCCAAAAACAGGAGCAGGAGUAAAGGGUCCGAUAAAGGUCUGCCGCAGCAGACGAUUCCUUCUUCGAAACCAGGUGCUCCAACUGCAUCCUCUGCCCCGCGAACGCCAAACCCUUCUCAGGCGAUACCCUCCUCCAGCAAACCGCACGUGGCGUCAGACAGAACUCCUAAUGACAAUGUUUCCCGGCCGCCGCCUAUGCCGGCAGCAUCUAAGAAGCCGAAAGCUACUCCGUCAAAUGUAGCCACCGAGCCUGUAGCAAGCUCUGCACCCACCUCAGCUGUGUCUUCAGAAAACAAAGAAAGGCAAAUGGACACAGCGCCCCCGUCUUCCUCCUCCUCCGUGUCGCCGGGUGAAGUGCUGCCCGAGAUACGUCCCAUAGGGGAAGGAGAGACCAUGGCCAUGGUCGAGACACCGCCAUGUCUGCCCGGCAACGAGAAAAACAACCACAACACAGAAAGCGAGAAAAGAAGUGCUGAGUUGCCUGGAGCUGGCAAUAAGAAGAAGGGGAAGCAGCAAAAAAAGAAGAAGAAGGAGUUGGCCAGAACUCAGCCGGGAAGUGGCGACCCGGUCGAUCCUAGUGAUUUGACCAACGGCAAGCAGCAAGAGGAUCAGGAAGGGGAGCGACAGCGGGAGGCCCCAGUAAUCCUGAUUUUUAAGAUCGAACUCACGCCAUCACAGAUCGAGACGCUAGAGCUGCGAGAGGGGCAGCGGCUUGGCCAGGCCGUCCGAGCAUUUUGUCGCCAGCACGGGCUGGAUAUCGCGGCAGUGGCCCGACCUCUUGAGGACUAUCUGCGUGCCAAGACCCCUCGGGGGCUGCUGGCUUCCGGCCCUCCCUCCUCUGACAAGCCACGGAGGCAGCCGAAGGCUGACAGGCCGCGACGGGCCCAGCAGGAGGGGGGAAAGGGAAAGAGAGACGUUCAACAGGGAGGAAAAGGCGGGUCGGGGAGGAAGCCGCGGCGACAAGAGAGGAGUGAGAAGGGUGGGGAUGGUGGGCCGGAGGGAGGGAAGGGCGGAGGACGUUGGCGGGGGGAUCGAGGCAAGCACAGGGAGCAGUUAGGCGCCGACGCGCGUCCGCACGGGGCCCGAGAGACGCGCGAAGCAUCGGGUGGUGCCGGGGGCGGGGCCGUCAUGGGUAUCACGAGCGAGUAA
Messenger RNA from Nannochloropsis gaditana CCMP526, 1293 nucleotides. RefSeq lists its product as uncharacterized. The transcript is spliced from 2 exons. The annotation marks the transcript as partial. The record is from RefSeq and is a predicted model, not a curated record.